Molecule: messenger RNA, 1713 nt
Organism: Sphenostylis stenocarpa
Lineage: Eukaryota; Viridiplantae; Streptophyta; Magnoliopsida; Fabales; Fabaceae
Source: the annotation of a GenBank genome assembly
AUGUUGUUUUUCUUGUGGGGCGUGUUUAGGGGAAGGAAGAUCAAUAAUUCAGAUUCUGCAAAAAAGAUUUGUAUUCCCAGUUUGAAUGUAAUGCCAGUUGAGGAGAAAUCUUCAACUGCUGUUUUGUCUGUGCCUGAAACGUAUUGUUUGCCAAAGUGCAAGGAUGAAGAAACAAUGGAUCGUCAUAAAGCAUGCAAUGCACUUGUACCAUUCAAUUGCAUAGACAAACGUCCAACUACCGGAAGUAGGAAUAUUGAUGUCAAUGACCAGACACCUUUGGAUUCACAAGUGAACAUGGAGAGGCUAGAUAGUAGGAUUGAAACAAAAUCUACAUCAAGGGCUCCAACUAGCACUACAUUGUUAUGUCAAGAAAUGAAACCCCUGCUUGAAGCAAUGCUGUUAGUGGCUUAUGGCAACAAAUGUUUUUGCUCUGUGCAGAAAGCUAGUGUACCUGAACAAAGACAUUGCAAAGAGUCUAAACUUCCUGAAGCUAUGGGAAAAAGUUCAAGCAGCAGGAUUGUGGAAGCAAAAACUCAUUCUGAUAUUCCUGUUAAGCAAGAGAAAACUUUGUCUGUGAUUCCUUCUGAAAAAGGUGCUGCAAGCAGCAAUAUUACUAAGGAUAACAUUUCUGAGAAAAUAACCAGUGAUGAAGACCAGCAAAGGCAUAAGGAGAAACAAAAAGAGUAUUGUCACUAUAAUAUUGAUUUGGAGGCGAAGAUUGACAACGAAGAAACAGGUGAUGCAACCGAUUUGAGUAAGGUUAAAAAGGCAAUACAAGUUAUUGGUAAUGUAGAUCAGAAAGGGGCUAUGAGGAAACAGAAAGAUGGUCAUUAUAUUGACUUGGAGGUAACACUUGAAGAUGAAGAAACAGGUUUUGUAAGCAAUAUGUGUGAGGAUAAAAUGUCAGAAAAACUGGAUGUUGAGGAAGACUGGCAAUGUCCUAAGAGGAAACGGAAAGAUGAUCACUGUAUUGACUUGGAAGCAACUUUUCAGGGAGGCCCAAGUGUAGAAGGGAUCAACUGUCAGCUACCUAUUGAUAAAGUUAAGCAUGCAGCUCUUUCUGACACAAUUAUGCAGGGUUCAAUUGUCAGUUGUCAGAAAAUGCCUUGGAGUCAAGGAAAUCCCAUGUUAGAAGACAGAGAAACUUCUGGCAAGAAGCUUAGGACAGGUUUCGGUGGGAUCUAUUGUUCUGGAGGUAGAGACUCUUUUAAUGACAGUUUUACAUCUCUUGGAAAUGAUCUCGGUUCCUGUUCUUCUGUUGAGGACAAAGGAUGUGAGGAGGCUUGUGAUGAGAAAAUCAUCCGGGAGGACUUGGGAACGAUGGAAAGAACCUUCUUUCCAGUCGGCACACAGACUAUUAGCAACUCACUUUCUGUGCUGAAUAGCUUAUCGUCGACCAAAGGGGUUGGUGAGUACGAUAAAGGAUUUCAGGAUGGGAUUCCCAAUCUAGAACUCGCCUUAGGAGGCAAAUCAAAAGCACCACUGCCACCAGCUGCACCUAAGGGUAUGCUGCCUUUCUUAGUGGGGCCAGUAGACAGGCAGAAUAACCGCCCAGAUAUCUUGGGAGAUGGGCAGGAGGAUGAUGGUGUUGCUGCAUCUCUUUCCCUUUCUUUGUCCUUUCCAUCUCCAAACAAGGAACACAUAAAACCUGCAGAGCUUUUACCUGAUGGGCAGCGUAUGAACAACUCGUUUUUCCUCUUUGGGAGAAAAUAA